Messenger RNA from Esox lucius (northern pike), 1703 nucleotides. RefSeq names its product ubiquitin carboxyl-terminal hydrolase 37-like. Bases 60 to 1703 code for a protein of 547 amino acids. The transcript is spliced from 12 exons. NCBI's taxonomy places the organism in Eukaryota, Metazoa, Chordata, Actinopteri, Esociformes, Esocidae. The record is from RefSeq and is a predicted model, not a curated record. Gene Ontology annotation, biological process: G1/S transition of mitotic cell cycle; protein deubiquitination. Gene Ontology annotation, molecular function: cysteine-type deubiquitinase activity; cysteine-type endopeptidase activity. Gene Ontology annotation, cellular component: nucleus; cytosol.
ACAAAGUCAAAUAAGCAAUAAGAUGUUCAAAACAACACAUAUUCUACAGAAACACUAAAAUGGGAGGAUUGUGCUGUUGUAUGAAGAAAAAGAAGAAUCUUGUUUGUUUACCGAUUCCACCUGAAGUGCUGCCAGCAGAUGCAAGUUUGGUGCCUGCCCCCAUUUUGGGAGACCAGAAGAAGAAAGACAGGAAUCAAAUCCAAUGUGAUUUGGUUUUCCUUCCUUCUUCCUCUUUGGAGCCAUCUUUGACACCACUUGCCCUGCUAUCUGGCGGAACUCCACCCCUCUCAAACCCUGGAUCCCCUGCCAAAUCACCCUCCAAUCUGUCCUCCAGAGUCAUCUCAAUCUCCUCCUUCCACCUGUCUUCAGAGGAAGGAUCACAGCCCUCUCCCCCUGUGAGAGAGUCUUGUGUUUCCCUGACUGACUCCACCCUUUCAUCUUCAUACUCCACCCAGACAUCUUCUAAUCCCACCCAGUCUUCCUCUGAUCCCCCCUUUUCAUCAUCUGACUCCACCCACUCAUCUCCUGCCACUCCCCCUGGUCUUCCCUGCCCUUCCUCCCCAGUACACCUAUCCCCUUCUGCCCCCCGGUGCUGUUCUCCCAAGCCCCUGGACCACCAUGGAGAGACCUUGAAAGACAUUGAGAACACCAGCCAUCUGAAGAGCUUCCCAGUCAAAGUGGUGGGAGCAGUUCUUACACAGGAGAAGACAGUGGUGCCUCAAAUUGUUGCACCUGCUGAGGCCUCCAUUGACCAGAGAGCCUCCUCUGUCUCCCUGGAAAGAUCUGGGGGCCCCCUGGCCCAUCUCUUCAUCCUCUUCAACAGGAGGGGCCCCCAGAUAGAGAGGCAAAGAUGCACAGGCGAUGUCAAAGACAACACCAAGCUCCUUGGGUUGCCCAACAUCGGAAACACCUGUUUUAUGAACUCUGCUCUGCAGUGCCUGUUGGAACUGCCUGCAUUCUGCAGAGUCAUCCUAAGACAGCAGGACAUCUGGAGUUCCUACCCCUCUUCUAAACUGCUCCGCUGUUUUGCUGAAUUACAGACUGCAAGGCUUCCUGAAGGCCCAUCUAAAUCUAGGACAAGGGAAAAGAAGAAAAUCCUUAAAACUGUCAAAAGCUGCCUGUCCAUUGGCCACCAGGACUAUCAGGAGAACGAUGAACAGGAUGCCCAUGAAUUUUUGGUCCACCUCCUGUGUCAGCUGAAGGAGGAGGGUAUGGCACUGAAGGACUCACCAGAACCAUACAUCUGUCCGGUGAAGCAGCUGGAAUUCACACUGAACACUACGCGUACCUGUACCAGCUGUGGAACUGUAGUUUUUGGUCAGGAGAAAUACAACCACCUGUCACUAAGUCUAAGCGCUCACCUGAGACAUAGCCUGGAACACUACUUCAUGCCGUCUUCAUUGGAAUGUAAAUGCUGGGACUGUUCAGGCAGCAUGGCAUCUGUGUCCACCCACUUCCUGACACUGCCUCGGGUCCUAAUGCUUCAUGUGAAGCGGUUUUGUGCAGAUGACUGGGAGCCAAAGAAGGUAGAGGACCCCAUGUUUAUCCCAGAAGAACUUACUCUCCAGGGCCUUUGUGGGGAAACUGUCCAGCCUGGUGACAGUACCAUCGAUUCACAAAGGGUGAGGUCACUGGGAAACAACAGCGUGGUCAACACUCCACCAAACUGCCCUUCUAGUUCAGGUAUGACAUUGUGUUUCUAA